This is a messenger RNA of Hordeum vulgare subsp. vulgare (domesticated barley), 1091 nucleotides long. RefSeq lists its product as uncharacterized. NCBI's taxonomy places the organism in Eukaryota, Viridiplantae, Streptophyta, Magnoliopsida, Poales, Poaceae. The record is from RefSeq and is a predicted model, not a curated record. The transcript is spliced from 4 exons. The coding region runs from base 1 to 825 and encodes 274 amino acids.
AUGGCGGUGGAAGCCACCGACCGAAAGGGCCCAGGGAGAGGAGUAGGCGCUCGCGCGGGCGUCCGUCUCGUGUCCGCGCCGAUGAAAAUCCGGCCCAAAAUUGGAUCGGGAAUGGAUCGCCAGGCGGACGCCAAGCGGAUGAUGCCUAAGCGAAGAUGGCAGGGCGACGAAAUUCAGCCCAACUACCACGACCGCGGCGCUAACAAACCCAAGAGCAUCUAUCUUGUUCUAGAUGACUGGCACGGGGGCUUCACCAUUCGCAAGCUUGAUGCUGACAGUCCUGACCUGAGCGCGCCCCCUGUCUUCCGGCUAGCGUCGCCUCUGAACAACCAUGCCAUGGACUUUGCCGCUCUGGGCAGCAACAUUAUAGCCACCAGCAACCAAUGUGCUGCAACUCUAGUCUUUGACACGGAAGCAGACGCGCUGGCCAUCGGCAAUCCCCUCCCGGAUGCACUCCUCAGUUCCCUCAACUUCUUUGUCACAGCUGACGACAUGUUAUUUGCGUUUGCCUACUACUUCACGUCGCGGCCUCCCUCCUUCGAAGUCAUGACCACCGCCAAGGAGGACGAGGCAGAACAUGAUGGACCUGAUUUACAAACAAGCAUGAAUGCUGAACACCAUCAUGGUGAGGAUCUAUUUCCAAACAUGGCAAGGGCUCCACAUGUGAAGUACAUAACCUACUAUGAGGACGCUAAAAGUAUUCCAGGAUGGAGAACAGCAGUCUGGGAGCUUGACAAAGUUACAGUACUUCAGGAUUUUGUGGUGUUGCUUGUGACACCAAAAUCUUCAGCCACGUGGAAGCCACUCGUAGCAGAAUUGACUUGAUUGUGUUGGAGUUUUGCCAUGAGAUCACACUGAUGUGUACAACUAGACUAUAGUUUGGCUGCUUAGCAGCCAGUAUGCUCACAUUAUCAACAGUCUGAAAAGGUACCCCGUAACUCCGUACUACUACUGGAUAUGUAGGGCCUAUUUUGAUUGGUCAAGAUAAUGGUUUGACCGAGAAGAAUGGCUCCAUCAGUGUAAUUAAACAUGUAUUUUUUUGACUAGCCAAUCAAAAUAUGGCCUGUAUAAUUUUCCUGGCGGUUAGCUCA